Rhizophagus irregularis DAOM 181602=DAOM 197198 is the source of this 1575-nucleotide messenger RNA. RefSeq lists its product as uncharacterized. NCBI's taxonomy places the organism in Eukaryota, Fungi, Glomeromycota, Glomeromycetes, Glomerales, Glomeraceae. Gene Ontology annotation, molecular function: protein binding. The record is from RefSeq and is a predicted model, not a curated record.
GAUUGUCUAUCGUCUGCUUCGUUAUUUUUUCUUUGAAAAAAAAAAAAAUAUGAAAAAGUUCACGUUAUUCUUUAUAACAUUAUUAUAUUUAUUUCAAAUUAUAAAUGCCCAGUUAAAUCCUAGUUUACGUAAAUUAUUUAGUGCAGUUCUCGUGGGAGAAAAACUUUACAUUUAUGGUGGUUUUAUGGAUAACGAAAAUGCAAAUGCUCAAAAAACUCCAGAUUAUAGAUUUUUUUAUCUUGAUGCAUCAAUUUCAUUUGAUACUUCAAACUUGCCAUGGAGAGCGAUACCAGAUAAUGUAAAAAAUUUACCUUUAGGAUCAUUGUCAUCAGUAGCUACCGGAGGUGUGGCAGCAAGUAAUGGAGGUGCAAAUAAUGAUUCAAUAUUUUUUUUUAAUAAUGAAGUUGCAAAAUCGGUCUCUCCAGUUCUCUCUUACAAUUCAUUAGAUAAUGUAUGGAAUACACAAAAUUUAUCUGGAGUUAAACCUAUUGGUAGAAACCAAAUGAGAGCUAUUACCGAUAAUAAAGGAAAAGUAUAUUUGCUUACUGGGUUUGAUUUUACCGUUCAAGGAGUAAAACGUACUGAUGGAUUAUUUGUUUGCGAUACGAUAAAUUUAAACUGCGUAAUAAAAGAUGCUCCUUUGUCUAGACUUGGUUAUGGUGUUACUUUAUUACCAAAUGGAAAUUUAGUUUACAUAGGCGGAGGGAAUAGAAAUUAUAUUCCUAUUUCAGAUGGUUUUAAAGUGAUAUAUUUAUACGAUCCAAUUAAUGAUAAAUGGGAUUCAAAAGUUACUACUGGAAACAUCCCACCUGCAGAUGUUGGUAUAACAACAGUACUUGGAUUAAGUGGGGAUAAAAUAAUUCUUUUUGGAGGUAAUAAUGGGGAUAAUAAUAAUUUAUAUGUAUUAGAUACUACAAACUAUGAAUGGUAUGUACCACAAGCUAGAGGAAAAGGUCCUGUAUUUAAACGCGGCGAACAUUGUGCUAAUGUGAUUGGAAAAUACAUGGUUGUUACAUUUGGUUCCAAUGGUGUUCUUCAAUCUAAAUAUAGAUCAAGUGGUGAAAGUGAUGUACUGUUGCUUGAUAUUAGUAAUGAUUCAGAAUAUAUUUGGAAGACUUCUUUUGAUCCUACUCCAUUAACAAUUAACUCUACACCAUCAAAUUCCAAACCAAAAGCAAAUAAUAUAGGUGUUAUAGUAGGGCUAACAAUUGGAAUAAUAGUACUUAUUAGUAUUUUAUCAAUAAGUACUUUAUUUUUUAUAAGAAAAUAUAAAAUUUAUAAAAAUUCAAAACCUAUACCUACCCCUGGUAAUGUUCUUAAUAAUGAAGAAAUAAUGUCAAUUCCUAGUGAUUAUGAACUAUCACAUAAAAAAUUUGAAACAUUGAGAUAAAAAUAAAUUAUUUUUCUUUUUCUUUUUUCUUUUUACAAUUUAUCAUACCAUAAAUUUAUUGUUAUUUAAAAAAUAAAUUUUAUUAUGUAAUAUAUUACAUUUAAAUAGUAUAGUAGAUAUAUUUAAAUAGUAUAGUAGAUCAUAUUUUAAUUUAUUAUUCAAAUAGUAUAAUAAAUUAUAAAUUU